CUCCAGGCCGCGUGUGCGCCGGCCCACGCUCGGUGCGUCCCCGGGGAGGCAUUGUUCCGCCGGCGGCCUUUCUGGCCUGCGGUUUGGAGCUUGGCGCGUGGAGCGGCGUUGGCCGGACCCCUAUUGCCGCCCAGGUCAGCUCGGCUCCAGGCGCCAUGGCUUCUCGCGGGAGGAAGCGGAAGGCCGAGGCGGCGGGGGUCGCGGCGGCGGAGAAACGGGAGAAGCCGGCGAGCGGCAGGAAGGCCGUGGAGGAGGCGACCGUCGUGAUCGAGCAUUGCACGAGCUGACGCGUCUACGGGCGCAACGCCGCGGCCCUGAGCCAGGCGCUGCGCCUGGAGACCCCGGAGCUCCCGGUGGAGGUGAAUCCGGCCAAGCCCCGGAGGGGCAGCUUCGAGGUGACGCUGCUGCGCCCGGACGGCAGCUGUGUGGAGCUUUGGACUGGGAUUAAGAAGGGGCCCCCACGCAAACUCAAGUUCCCUGAGCCUCAAGAGGUGGUGAAGGCGCUGAAGCAGCACCUUUCGUAGGGUGUUUGGGCAGAAGUCCUCGUGCUGAGCAUAUCCCUGGUGAUGUUGGAGCAUUUAUGACGGAACAUGGCCAAACUUCAGUCAUGUACCUGAAGCCAUGGUUUCUUCCCUCCAGAGAUGAUGGUUCAUUUGUGAGGCAGCCCUCUAGUAAGGCAAUGAAAAGUUCUUGGUUUGUUUAAUAAAAGCUGAAAUAAAGUAUUUGAAUAAUAAAACUUAA
Molecule: messenger RNA, 741 nt
Organism: Nyctereutes procyonoides (raccoon dog)
Lineage: Eukaryota; Metazoa; Chordata; Mammalia; Carnivora; Canidae
Gene: SELENOH
Product: selenoprotein H
Exons: 4
Cellular component (GO): Golgi apparatus
Source: RefSeq, a predicted model, not a curated record